CAUGGCGGCAGGAGGCGGCUGACUAAAAAGAAACGCUAUGCAUCUUUAGCAACCGUUUUCCUCAGUAAUAGAUAAUCUGCUCUCGUUGAUCACAGCAUGGAGCCCGUUCCGUUCACGGAGGAGGUUUCGGAGAGAAAAGUAUCUGUUGUCGGCUCAGAGUUGGUGGAAAACUACACUGUUUACAUCAUUGAUGUGACGGAUGGACAGCACAGGUGGACUGUGAAGCACCGCUAUAGUGAUUUCUAUGACCUCCAUGAGAAGCUUACGGCAGAGAAAAAGGUUGACAGACGACUGCUUCCUCCUAAGAAGAUCUUGGGAAAGAACUCAAAGAGUCUUGUGGAGCGGCGGCAGAAGGAGCUGGAGCUCUACCUGCAGACUCUUCUCCAGCAGUUUCCUCAAGCCACGCCCACACCGCUCACCAACUUCCUACAUUUUCAUCUCUACGAAAUCAAUGGCAUCACUGCAGCGCUUGCGGAGGAGUUGUUCCAUAAAGGUGAGCAGCUGCUGCAAGCCGGCGAGGUGUUUUCUCUUCGUCCUCUGCAGCUCUUUUCCGUCUCCCAGCAGCUGCGGAUGGCCAAACCAACCUGCUGCAAUGGAGAUGCCAAAACAGACCUAGGACACAUCCUCGACUUCACCUGUAGGCUGCGGUACCUCAAGAUUUCUGGUACCAGAGGUCCAGUAGGAACCAGUAAUAUUCAGGAGGCGAGUCUCCCCUUUGACCUGUCUGUUUUCAAAUCCCUGCUGCAAAUAGAGAUCACCGAGUGCAGCUCUCAGCAGAUUCGUGGUUUGUCCUCUCUGAGGUCGAGCUUGGUGACGAUGAGCAUCCAUCGCUCCACCGAAUCUAUGAUGUCUAUCCUCGUCCCAGAGGCGAGUGAGUUCUCGCAGUGGGAGCCUGAGGGGGUGGAGUCUGGGUGUCCGGUCACCGCUGUCAUCCCUGUGUGGAGAAAUCUCACCACGCUGGACAUGAGUCACAACUGCAUCAGUAGCAUCGACAUCUCAGUGAAACUGAUGCCUAAGGUGGAGUUUCUGGAUCUGAGCUACAACCAGCUGUCCUCAGUGGAAAACCUCCAGCACCUGUACAAUCUGGUCCACGUGGAUCUGUCCUAUAACAACCUCCGGGUUCUGGAAGCAGCUCACACUCGUCUGGGGAACAUCAAAACCUUGAGCCUGGCUGGUAACCAGCUGGACCGACUGACCGGUCUCACCAAGCUCUAUUCUCUGGUCAGCCUGGACCUAAGCCACAACCAACUGGCACAGUUGGAGGAAAUCAGGAACAUCGGUUCUCUGCCCUGUCUGGAGAAACUCAACCUGUCCAGUAACCCCAUAUGCAUCAUCCCAGACUACAGAACCAAAGUCCUGGCCCAGUUUGGGGAUCGUGCAGCAGAGGUUUGCCUGGACUGUAAAGUAACGACGGAAAAGGAGCUGGACACUGUGGAAGUGUUGAAAGCCAUUCAGAAAGCCAAAGAAGCCAAAGACCGCAUGAGCGGCAACGACAAGAAGAUCAGUGAGGAGACCAGGCUUUCUGCUGCUGCACCUCCUCUCCUCUCCUCCUCCUCCUCCUCCCCUCUCCCGGCCUCCUCUUCCUCUCCUCUCCCAUCCACCUGCUCUCCCUCUUCUGUCGCUCCUCCCGCUGCUGUCACGUCCUCCUCCUCUUCCUCUUCUACCUCUUCGGCCCAGCAGGCUGCCUGCCCCAGCAAAGAUGUGACGAACAGAGAAGAAGCCCCAGUUCCCCCCAGUGUUCCCCCUCCUGUGGAUCCUACACCUCCCCCUGCAAGCUUUAGCACCAACACAAACCUCCCGUCUGCUGACUCUGCACAGAUGCAACAGCCUGUUGUCAGUUUGUCUGAACACACUCACUCUGGGGGUUCUACAAGCAUUACUACUGUUACUACUUCUACUUCUGCUACUGUAUGUUGUGUCUGCUCCUCUUCCUCAUCCAGACCCGUUGAGGCCAGUUGCUCCUCGUGCAGUGCUGCCUGGUGUCCUCUGCUUCCUUCUCACCUGCUUUCCCUUUCCUCCUCCAACAAGGACUUCAUCACCCAGCUUUCGCAGCACCUCAGCUCCACCCUGAGGCAGCAGAAGAUGAAGAAGGAGGGGGAAGAGAAGGAGCAGGAGAGGGAGGAAGAGAAGAGCUCUGAAUCCAGAGAGGUUCAGUCUCAUGUAGAGGGCACUGAAGUGGGCAGCCCCAGUCCAGGGUCCACUGAUGGCUACUUUGAGAUGAGUCUGGAUGACUCUGUGGAGGAGCUGGUCGGCCCCUCCUUCAUGUCGCUCCCUGCUCCUACUGCAAAGGAGCCUGGUGGCCAUCAGGAGGAGCAGAGUGAGGAGAAACAGGAAGAGGUCCAGGUCCGCCAGGUUCUGUGGUGCUACUGUGUUCAGGUGGAGGAGGAGGAGGUGAAGCAGAAGGUGGCAUGCCUGGUGCUUGCGGACCAACUGUUGGGCCUGCUGUGCUCAUCACAUGAUUUCACAAGGGCCAAUCAGAACAUGGACCAAGAUCUGAGUCUGCCUUUGGAGGAAGUGCUGUUCAGCCUCCAGGUGGACCUCCUGCUCCCGUACUCCCAGCUCUCACUCUCUUCCCAAGCUGAGCUCCCAGACUCCUGUCUUGCCUUUGGACUGCAAGCAAAACCAGCCCGUUUGUUCUACAUCUUCUCUGAGGUUGAGGAGCUUCAGCAGAUUAGAUCUGAGCUCACGGUGCUGCUUCAGGUUGACCCAGAGCUCUUCAACACUCGUCAACUCCUUCCCCGCUCACUCAUCAACUCCUGGGAGCUGGAGGAAAGUCAAGGGGCGCAGGGAGGCUAUCCCAUCCUCUUCAUGCCCUCCUCUUCGUCGUCUGCCCUCAACACUAAUCCCCUCCUUUCAGACAUCUUAUCUGAGGAGCCCAGCCUCCCCUCUCUUCUCUUCCUCACCCACCGACAACUGUGGGUGCUGAAGAUGGACUUCAGAGAGCUGUCAGAAAUAGAGAAGCCCAAUGCUGGCCUUCGUCAUCUCUCCUCCUCCUCCUCCUUUUGUAGGCUAGUCCGUGUACCCCUCGGCUCUGUGGUGCUUCACCCCAGAGAGAGAGAUGCUCAGGUGGGGGACAAAGUCAGCAAUACAUCCUGCUCGGACCCACAACAUCCCCAGAGGAGGAGUCACACUGUGGAGCUGCUGCUGGGUGAUCACAGGCUGCUGGUGUGCUUUCCUCUGGUCCAGAACAAGAGCUCCUUUCUGGGGGAGCUGAGCCAACGAAGGUCUGCUCUGGAGGGGCUGAAGGUGGUGGCCCUGCCCCGGCCCUCCAGGCUCUGUCCACAGCAAGGCCGUUAUAGAUCCAGAGACCAGUGCUGUUGUACCAAUACCAAGCAGUCACAUGGCUCCAGCAGCUGGGACUCUUCCCGUCUUCACAUGGAGGAGAACCAACCCUCCCCCCACCUCAUUCCUGGUCUGUCACCGGGUCUGAAGCUCAUGGCUGGACUGGGAGAGCAGCAGCUGCUCACCUACUUCCACAGAUAUAUAGCACAGUCUGAGGCGGAGGAGGUGAGACAGGUGCUGUGGCUGUCUGUGAUUCUCUACAAAUCUCCUGAGACUGAACUCACCUGCUGUCUGCUACUCUCCACUGAUUCAAUCUACUUCCUGUUGGAGGAUUCGGCCACUACACUGGGUCAUCACUCAGUGUUGGACAUAUCCGACUCUGGAGAUCCAGACACAUGUCUGUGCUGCUGUAUGUCCAUCAGACUCUCUGAUCUGCUGGCCGUCAACGUUGGGCUGUUUGAUCAGUACUUCAGAGUCGUAGGUCACUCAGCAGAUCAUGUGGUGUGCUGUCUGAGCAGGGACAGCUAUGGCACGAGCGUUUUCCUGCAGGAGCUGAUGUCAGCUCUCAGUCUGCAGCAGCAGCUUCCUCCUCCAGAGCCAUCCGAUCAGGACUUCUACUCGCAGUUCACCAACACAAGCACAGGUAAGAUGCAGAACUACGAGCUGGUCCACAGCAGCAAGGUGAAGUUCAUUUAUCCCAGUGAGGAGGAGAUGGGAGAUUUGACCUUCAUCGUAGCAGAGAGGAAGACUCCCGCAAGCGUGGCGUCCCCAUGCUCCUUUAACGUCCUGCUGUACCUGCUGGUCUUCCAGGUCCAGAUCCCCAGCAGUCCACCCAGCCAAGGCUCUGCACUCUCAGGCACCCCCUCUUCUGAUUUAGGCUCUGCCCGGUCUCCAGUUCUCCAGCCCAGGACUCUGAUCCUAACCAGCACCGAUGUGUUCCUGCUGGAUGAAGACUAUGUCAGCUAUCCACUGCCAGACUUCGCUAAAGAACCUCCAUCCAGGGAGCGGUACCAGUUGCGUGAGGCCCGGAGGAUCCGCGACCUGGACCGGGUGCUGCUGGGCUACCAGACGUACCCCCAGGCUCUGACUCUCGUGUUUGAUGACCUGCCCGGCCCCGACCUCCUCUGCCACCUCACCAUGGACCACUUUGCUGUCAGCAGCAAUGAAGCUAAUCCCAGAGGAGGUGUGGCCAGCAGGGGUGCAGAGGGCGAGGUGCAGUGGUGCAUUUUUGUCCCGGGAGCCGACAGCAGAGAGAGGCUGAUUUCGCUCCUCGCUCGACAGUGGGAGGUGCUGUGCAGCCGAGAGCUUCCUGUUGAGCUCACGGGCUGAUUGGUUGACAGCGAUGACAGACAAACAGGUGACUGCUCAGCUGCUGGUUGGUGGGUGGAGUCAUCAUGUGAUUGGGUUCAUUUACACAUGGACUCAGGGUUUGAUUGGUUUAAUCUCAGUGUUGGGCCAUGGAGUCACUGCAGGAGGGACAUCGGGAAGAGAAAUCUGAUCUGAAGAUGAGGAGAGAUUUCUAUGAGGAGGAUGAACACAAAAUUAAAUUUCCUCCCUUUUUUGGUUAAUAAUUGACAGAAAUUAAUAAUAACUGGGGAGGAGUCGUGGGUGAAAAUAUUGAGACUCACUGCACUAGAUGAUGAAAGCAUUUCAGUGCUUUUUUUUGGGGGGGGGGGUUCUCAGCAUUUCGGUUCUUUGAAGAUGGAGGAACAGGCCACCGAUCAAACACAGUUUGAAGCUUAGUGAGACUUUAUCCUGAGCUUAGACUUCUCACUAUCAGUACAAUUGCAGCCCAGUCAGAUGAUGGAGGGUGUCGACUCUGGUCAGAACACAAAAAGGGUACGUCAUAAUGGGCGAAAACCAGUGAUGUGACUUUGGUUCUUCCACUUCUUUGAUGUUGACCAGUAGAAGCGCAGAAUGCCACUAAGCUGUUUAUAACUAAACAUGAUAGUGAUGUUAUCAGAGUUGUUUGGAUUAUUUUGGCCUUCUGUAGUGAGCGCUACCAGCUGCGUAAGGUUGGAGGACCCACGGCCUGGAUCAAGUUCUGCUUUGCUCUCAACAAGUGUUUACACAGAAAGAGAGUAGAAGUAGUGACCAGAGACCGUGAAGCAUCAGUGAAAUUCAGCGACCUGUAGUGAUGACGGGAGAAAGAACCAUUGGGCGGGUCCUGAGUAAAACUUUGAGGCCAAUGCGAGUAGGAUGGGGUGCCAAAUAGAAAAGGGUUGUCAAGGCUAAUGGAGAGCUAUGUGAAGCAGAGCGGGGGGACAGAGUCACGCACAACACUUUCGUUGCUGUUUUCUGUUUACAUUCUUUUCCAGGAAGUUUCUAUCUGGCGCCUCCUUCCUGAUGUUGUGAGAGAUGAACACGAUUGGUCAUAGAGCAAAAUGUCGACCGUUAUGUCUCUCAGACAAGAAAAUGCAGAAUUUUAUGACCCUGUAAUCGCCUAAUCUGAGACAGUGACCACCGUAAUUUGAAAAAUCUGAGCCAAGCAGUCAUUCUUCUUACAGAUUGGUGGGAAUCUGGCUCAUUCCCCCUCAGUAGUGUCUGCACAUCACUGGAUUACAGUGACAGGAGAAGAGGCCCGUGACCUUGUACGAAGGUCACGGGAAAUCCUGAGACUUUUUUUUUUUUUGGGCACAACUUCUCCUUCUUGUAAAGCAUCUAACCAUGAAUUGUAUAUUCUUUUUUAAUUUUUUUAAUUUUAUAUUUUUUUUCUUUUUGGGUGGGUGGGGGGUUGUAGAUGUUGCACACACAAACUGGAUUUGCACAGCAUUGGGCGCUGCAGAGGGUCCACAGUAGCUCCAAUACUCCUAAUUCAGGAUUAUGUUCUGGUUCAUCUUCUAAGACUCCAUCUUAUCCAGAGUCGGAUCUGAAGGUGGAUCACCUCCAUUUGCUGGACAUGUUUAGCCUAGCUUAGCACAAAUACUGGAAGCAGAGGGAAAAGGCUAGCGUAGCUUUAUCAAAACAGGAAAGAAAACAUUUAAAUAACUCCAAAGUUAUUUGAUUUACUUGCUUUUAUUUACUGGCUUUAAAACCAAAAAUAGCUUGUGUGUGUGUGUGUGUGUGUGUGUGUGUGUGUGUGUGUGUGUGUUCCUAUUCCUUCAUGUGUUCAGCCUGACUGAUGAUGAGAUCGGGGGGUUUCAUUUGAAAUAGCACAAACACACAGCUGCUCGGCACAAUCUUCUCUCUGAACAUUUUAUUUCUUGCACAUUGUAACUGAUGAAGCAGUAUUACUGAACUGUAUAAUGAAGCUUUUUAAUAUGAUAUUAAUAUAAUUGUUGCUUUUGGACAGACGGAUGUUUCCCAUCCUGAAGCUUAUUUUGUAAAAAGACACAAGGGUCCUGAUAUUAUUAUCAUCAUGAACUCUGAAAUGUAGUAUUAUCAUCGAGUGUUAUUUUUAAUAUAUUUUGCUUUGUGUUUUAUGUAAUUUUGUUUUUCUUACAAUACAAAUGACACAUAGGAUGCUCUCCCACCCGUCACCACUGUUGUUUAACAUUAUUGGGCAUUGUAAACGGGAAAUACCACUGAAUUAAAAUGAAACUGAAAGCUUUCCCAUGAAAUAUUAAUUCCUAUUUUGGCGGUUUGGUUCUUUGAAAAAAUCAGCAGGAUUUAACCACAGUCUGCAAACUUUUCAGCUGAUGCAGCAAUCUGACCAAAACCAAAGGAGGUCUGGGUCACUCUGCGCUUCUGUGGAAAAUAACUGACACAUGUCUGGCUCACCGGGAGCAAAAGAAAUAAAAAGAACUGCGAGUGAUGUGCUGAUUACACUAGAAGUCAGUUUCUUACUCAUUCUGUUACUUUUUCGUUGGCGAUGAGAUCAAAA
Pelmatolapia mariae (spotted tilapia) is the source of this 7105-nucleotide messenger RNA. It is a transcript of the gene nisch, whose product is annotated as nischarin. Gene Ontology annotation, cellular component: cytoplasm. The transcript is spliced from 28 exons. Lineage: Eukaryota; Metazoa; Chordata; Actinopteri; Cichliformes; Cichlidae. Gene Ontology annotation, molecular function: phosphatidylinositol binding; integrin binding. The coding region runs from base 97 to 4611 and encodes 1504 amino acids. The record is from RefSeq and is a predicted model, not a curated record.